CAUUCCAUCUUUUUGUCCAUGUACCUCAUCACUGUCCUGGGGAACCUCAUCAUCAUCAUCCUCAUUCUACUGGACUCCCAUCUGCACACUCCCAUGUACUUGUUUCUCAGCAACUUGUCCUUCUCUGACCUCUGCUUCUCCUCUGUCACAAUGCCCAAAUUGCUGCAGAACAUGCAGAGUCAAGUUCCAUCCAUCCCUUAUGCAGGCUGCCUGGCACAAAUGUACUUUUUCUUGCUUUUUGGAGACCUUGAGAGCUUCCUGCUAGUGGCCAUGGCCUAUGACCGCUAUGUGGCCAUCUGCUUCCCCCUUCAUUACACCAGCAUCAUGAGUCCUAAGGUAUGUGUGAGUCUGGUGGCGCUGUCCUGGGUGCUGACCACAUUCCAUGCCAUGCUGCACACCCUCCUCAUGGCCAGAUUGUCUUUCUGUGAGGACAAUGUGAUUCCCCACUUUUUCUGUGACAUGUCUGCUCUGCUGAAGCUGUCCUGCUCUGAUACCCAUGUAAAUGAGUUAGUGAUAUUUGUAACUGGAGGCAUCAUUCUUGUCAUUCCAUUUGUGCUCAUCAUUGUGUCCUAUGCACGAAUUGUAGCCUCUAUUCUCAAGGUUCCUUCUUCCCGAGGUAUCCGUAAAGCCUUCUCUACCUGUGGUUCCCACCUGUCUGUGGUCUCACUCUUCUAUGGGACAAUUAUUGGACUAUACUUAUGUCCAUCAGCCAAUAAUUCUACUGUGAAGGAGACAGUCAUGGGCAUGAUGUAUACAGUGGUGACCCCUAUGCUGAACCCCUUCAUCUACAGCCUGAGGAACAGAGACAUGAAGGGAGCUCUUGUUAGAGUAUUUUGUAAGAAGAAAAUGAUGGUAUGA
This is a messenger RNA of Microtus ochrogaster (prairie vole), 858 nucleotides long. RefSeq names its product olfactory receptor 1468-like. Gene Ontology annotation, cellular component: membrane. Gene Ontology annotation, biological process: G protein-coupled receptor signaling pathway. Gene Ontology annotation, molecular function: olfactory receptor activity; G protein-coupled receptor activity. NCBI's taxonomy places the organism in Eukaryota, Metazoa, Chordata, Mammalia, Rodentia, Cricetidae. The record is from RefSeq and is a predicted model, not a curated record.